Magallana angulata is the source of this 2321-nucleotide messenger RNA. RefSeq names its product cell division cycle protein 20 homolog. Gene Ontology annotation, biological process: anaphase-promoting complex-dependent catabolic process; positive regulation of ubiquitin protein ligase activity; positive regulation of anaphase-promoting complex-dependent catabolic process. Gene Ontology annotation, cellular component: anaphase-promoting complex. Lineage: Eukaryota; Metazoa; Mollusca; Bivalvia; Ostreida; Ostreidae. Gene Ontology annotation, molecular function: protein binding; ubiquitin ligase activator activity; anaphase-promoting complex binding. The record is from RefSeq and is a predicted model, not a curated record. Bases 141 to 1697 code for a protein of 518 amino acids. The transcript has 11 exons.
AAACCUUAAAAUCACGUGGUUAAAUUGCGGGAAGAAUGAAAAUACUUGUCAGUUGUAUGAAUUGUACAUGUUUUAACGUUUGAACGUCAACGGGCCAUAUUAUCAUUAUAACCAGUACAUAAGUAAUAAAGUCUAUAAAAAUGGCACACUUCAAUUUUGAAAAAAUGCUAAACGAAGCUAUCAAGCUUGAUGGACCUUUGCAGAAUGGACCAAAGUUUAGAUACGAAAGAAAACCUAUGGAGAAAAAAGGAUCAGAGUCUAGCUUGGGUUUGUCACCUAGACCCAAAUUGAGUGAAAAUUCAACAAAAACACCAAAAGGUCUGUCUCAAUCAAAAACACCUGGAAAAUACAGCAAAAUGCCAACCCAGAAAGGGAAGACUCCCAGCAAAACCCCAAACAAGCAGUCUGGUCCAGACAGAUUUAUUCCGAGCCGUUCGUCACAAGACAUUGACCUCAGUCACUUUGCCAUAAUGAAAGAGAAAGCUGAAAAUGAGGAGAACGACCCAGACUGGUCCCCUUCUAAAGCUCCCUACCAGAACCAGCUAAAUACCGUCCUUAACAAGGGAGAUAAUCCACAAGAUACAAAGAUUCUGUCAUUCAACAAUAAAUGUCCAGCAGCAACAGGUCACAGCAACAGAAUGAAAGUAUUGUACUCCUACAGUAAAACUACUGUCCCUAAAUCCGCUGCACGGAACAUUCCACAGCAACCAGAUAGGAUACUGGAUGCUCCCGAUCUUCUGGAUGACUACUAUUUGAACCUGUUAGAUUGGUCAACAUCGAAUAUCUUGGCUGUAGCCUUAGGCACGGCCAUCUAUCUCUGGAAUGCCACUACAUGUACCAUAGCACAGCUUCUAAACAUGCAGUCCGAGAACGAUUACAUAACAGGUUUGUCCUGGACCCCAGAGGGAGGAAUCCUAGCGGUGGGGACUAAUGCAGGGGCGGUACAGCUGUGGGAUACAGAGGCGGAGAAGUUAUUACGCGUGAUGACAGGACAUGCCGCUAGAGUUGGCGCCCUGUCCUGGAAUUCACACAUUGUCAGCAGUGGGUCUCGUUCUGGAGCUAUCCACCACCACGAUGUGCGGGUCCCUGACCACCAUGUGGGGUCUCUGAUUGAACACACCCAGGAGGUGUGUGGACUAACUUGGUCCCCGGACGGACGCCACCUGGCGAGUGGUGGCAAUGACAAUGUAGUGAAUGUGUGGGACACCACCUUGGCUCUAGAAGGAGUCUCCCCUGUACAGACCUUCACACACCAUCUUGCAGCAGUUAAGGCUUUAGCCUGGUGUCCAUGGAAUCCUGUGAUACUAGCCUCAGGGGGAGGGACUGCAGACAGACACAUCAGACUCUGGAACAUUUCCAAUGGUUCUUGUGUAAAUGCCAUAGACACAAACUCUCAGGUGUGCUCCAUUCUAUGGUCCACUGAGCUUAAAGAAAUGAUCUCGGGUCAUGGCUACUCACAGAACCAACUGACUAUCUGGAAGUACCCCCAAAUGAACAGAAUCGCCGAGCUUACAGGACACGAGGCUCGAGUCCUGAGUCUGACUAUGUCCCCCUGUGGUACGACUGUGGCCAGUGCAGCAGCUGACGAGACCAUCAGGUUAUGGAAAUGCUUUGCCAAGGACAAAGAGAAGGUCAAGAAAACUGCUCAGACCAAAUCGGUGAAGGAAACAUUCUCCCUGCCAUCCAGGAUCCGCUAAUUCAUUGAAGUCCAACACAGGACCUUCUUGUCAUCGAUUUUAAAUGACGAGCUAUUGGUAAUAAGACGUGCAGGCAUGUAUAUGUAUGAUGGGUUAAAGCCAGAAAUUUAUUGCUCCUGAAACCAGAUGAAGCUCAAUGAAACAAGAGUAAAAUUGAUGAUACUGGACAGGUGCUGUUUGCAUGUAUUUCUUGGAAUUCUCAUGUCUGUACCGUGUACAGUUUGUCACUGAGCCAAUCAGAUCAGCCAGAGCUGUGGGUUUGAAAGGGGACAUCUGGAGAGACUGGGAAUGCCAGAUAGCUUUUAAUAUCCCUCUUUAAAAAUCAUCUCCUUUGUUUUAAUAUCCAUUGAUAGGUAUAAUACAAUAUUGAUAAUAAUUAUUUUGAAUUGAUGUUUGCAUUUUAGCAUUCCUGAUUUAGUUCAAUUGUGGAUCAAUUUUCAUUCUGUUUACCAAUGUAUACAUGUCAUCCAAAUGCUUCAAGUUUCUUUUUAUUUUGCAUGUAAUUUUUGUUUUGUUCAAUUUUAAUGCCAUAUCCUGUUCAGUUACUACACGUGUCUUGGACUGUGUUGAGGCCAUUUAAAGUUUGCAGAAAUUUAAAUAAAUAAAAAAUUUUCUUAAUACUUA